Molecule: messenger RNA, 1084 nt
Organism: Desarmillaria tabescens
Lineage: Eukaryota; Fungi; Basidiomycota; Agaricomycetes; Agaricales; Physalacriaceae
Exons: 4
Coding region: 151-1029 (292 amino acids)
Source: RefSeq, a predicted model, not a curated record
CAUAUUCAAUGGCCCUUCAUUUUGUCCUUUCUUUAGUUGAAUUGUUCUCCUGACAAGGUUACUCAGUCUGAUAUAUAUAAGUAUGCGCAGGCAUGGCUUUGUCCAUUCUAUGCUUGCCACCCACUACAUCUUCCGUUUCCGAGUCCCAGCAUGCCGUCCUCUAUCACCAUUAUACCUCGGAGUGACCCUCCCGCUAAAACUCUGACGAAACCGCGCUACGGGGACAUCUUCGUUGUUGAAGAAUCUCUGACGAUGCCAUUCCACAAACUACUUGCAGUAGCAAUGAAGACCGCCUCCAUCAAAACAGCAGUCACCCCUGCCUGUCGUAGAAUCGUUGAAACUAUCUGUUCUUCCUCGCGUUUAUCGGAGAAGUCGGGUCGCCGACGUCCUGGAAUCCUAUGCCGCGCUCCACUUGGAGCUGAGGGCGACACCCGACCCUGGUUAUUUCUCAUGGGGACCUUUGACGGCCACGACGAAAUUAAUCUUCCCCAGAUAUACCAAGACUUCGCGAUCACUGUCUGUACUAACGCAACCAAAGAUGAGGAAGGCAAGUUCACCAUCCGAACGUCCCCGAACUGGCGCAUGUACUCACCGAAGAAGACCCAAUGGGUUGUCGUGAUACCCAUGUCGCCACAGAGCGGAAAGCUUCCGGUCGAGCGAUGGAUGUGCUUCGGCGAUCAAAACAUACCGUAUACGAUGGAGCCAUCUGAAUUCGCUAAGCUCACGAAUUACAGCAGAGGAAAACUGAAAGAGUUUACUGGAAGGAUUAUGGGGGACGAAAACUACCUCACAAGGAUCGCUAAAGAUAUCCAGAUGCACGAGCUCAAGUAUCGCGCUCAGAAGCAACGUCAAUAUGCUUCUAGUCGUAAGUCUUCUCAAAUGCAGCGUCUGCAGCUGGAAAUGCAGUCGAUGCAACUCACCGACUCGACCAAUAUGGGUGACCGCGCAUCUGUGCAGCUGCGCUCACCUCCUAGCAAGAAGCCUGCCGCGUCUGUGUAUAGCAAAGCGUCCACGUGGCUGGUCCUUUAAUUUCGUGGCCCCAAGGCCGUCUCAUAAUUUAUUAUUAUCUAUAUGUUAAUGUCCU